GCAAAAAUCUCGAAGUUGAACCUUCACUCUCUCACUCUCUCUCUCUCUCUCUCUAGGGUUUUAGCAUUUUGAAACGAAACUAAUUUUCUCAGAAUCGAUCAUGGCACCAGCUAGGGUUUUCGGAGCAUUUGCCGGCAGAGCACUCAUGGCGGCUGCGGCUAAGAGCGCGACAAAGAAAGUUGCUGCUGCUUCCGCCGAAGCUUCAACCAAAACCGCUGUGAAGAAAACGGUUAAGAGAACGGUCUCGGUCAAGAGUACCGGAGGUAUACAGAAGGUUGUUCCGGUCACUUCUGAGCUCGGAAGUUUCAUCGGUUCACCUGAAGUUUCUAGAACCGAAGCUGUUAAGAAAGUUUGGGAGUACAUCAAGCUGCAGAAUCUUCAGAAUCCUAAUAACAAGAAGGAGAUCUUUUGUGAUGACAAGCUGAAGACCAUUUUCGAUGGGAAAGAAAAAGUUGUUUUCACUGAGAUUGCCAGAUUGUUGGCUAACCAUUUCGUGAAAACGACCUGAAAUUCAGCUCUGGUGGAUUCCUAACGAUGGUAACAUGCUUUAGUACAUUAAGUAGGUCUUUUUAUUAUCAGCUACAUAUUUUGCUAUCAACCGUUGAAGAAACAUGGAACCGGUGGAUUCCUAACGUUGGUAACAUGCUUUUAGUACAUUAAGUAGGCCCUUUUAUCAUCAACUACAUAUUUUAUGCUCAACUGUUGAAGAAACAUGGAAAUUUGUAAUAUCUGACUUUUACUUGGGUUUGAAAGUGGUGUUAUUUUGUCCCA
Messenger RNA from Trifolium pratense (red clover), 771 nucleotides. RefSeq names its product upstream activation factor subunit UAF30-like. The transcript has 2 exons. The coding region runs from base 101 to 508 and encodes 135 amino acids. The record is from RefSeq and is a predicted model, not a curated record. Lineage: Eukaryota; Viridiplantae; Streptophyta; Magnoliopsida; Fabales; Fabaceae. Gene Ontology annotation, cellular component: nucleus.